Messenger RNA from Fusarium sp. VM40, 213 nucleotides. The record is from the annotation of a GenBank genome assembly. Lineage: Eukaryota; Fungi; Ascomycota; Sordariomycetes; Hypocreales; Nectriaceae.
AUGAAGACCGCCAUCUUUCUCACCGCCCUGAUCAGCGCAGCUAUCGCUGCUCCCACUGCCAAUCCUGUCCCCGCGGCAGAUGUGAGCGAGCUUGAUGCUCGGGGCAGCUGCCCCGCUGGUCAAAACUGUGUCAGCGGCUACUGCAGUGUUUUCACUUGCGUGCCCGCCGGUACCAGCACUCAGUGCUUCACCUACAAAUACGGAAAGUGCUAG